GAGAGAGUGUGUCCCCUCUCCCGAGCCAGAAAGGCUUAAAUUAAUGGAAAAUCCAUGGCGAUAACCCUAAAUCCAAUUCAAGGUCACAUUCGACAACCGAAAAUGGCGUUCCCCUUCAGACUUAAAACUCUCUCUCACUUUUCUUCUAUUCCGAAAUCCCUAUUCCUCAGAAGCUUCUCAUUCUCCAUUUCUCGUACCCCUUAUCCCCUUCAAUACGAUCUCAUAUCUUAUAAACCAGUUAAUCCUUCAUCUGGGCGUAGCAAAACCCAAAAACCAAAAUCCUUUGAAAACUUUCCAGAAAAGGAAACUGGUCCAAGCUUAGGAGAACCCCAUCACUUGUACCUUGCAAGCAAAAGCAAGAGAAAAUAUUACAAGAAAAGGAGAAAAAGGAUGUAUGGCUCUGAAACUGAUGACGAAGGAUCAAGGGAUGAUGAGUAUGUCGAAUUGAAACCAGAGGUUGUGGAAAUGCCCACUUAUCAUGCUAGAGAAGAGGAAUUGUACUUUCAUGAUGCAUUUGCUUUUCCAUGGGAGAAGGAUAAACAUUAUAGGAUGGUUUAUCAGUUAGAGAAGAAAUUUUUUCCAGGUCAGGGUAUGGACCAGGCAUUUGUUGAUCCAAAUAAGACAUCAACAAAUCAGAACCAAGAGAAGGUGAAGAGAGAGAAUGGGUUGUUGGGCAAGUCCAAGAAUAAGAAGAAAAAUGAGAUUUUUGAAGUGGGUCAUGGAGAUAAGGGGAUUUCAGAUGAUUUAGACAAGAAGUUGGUGUUUUUCGAAGAGAGUGGUGAUUUCAAGAAGGAUUCCAAGAGUGGGGGAAAGGUGGAUGUUACAGAGAAGAAAGUAGAGGAGUUCUUCAAGUGUUUGAAGAAGGUGCCUAAUGCUGGAGAGUCUUUGAUUGGGGAGCCAUAUUUUUUGAGUAGGACCUCAGAGUUGCCUCCUAGAUGGGAUGGCCCUUUUGGCACGGUGGUCUUGAUUGAUAAACCCAAAGGAUGGACUUCAUUUACUGUUUGUGGAAAGUUGAGGCGCCUGGUCAAAGUUCAGAAGGUUGGUCAUGCUGGUACUCUUGAUCCUAUGGCAACUGGUUUACUGAUUGUUUUUAUUGGAAAGGCAACAAAGCAGGUAGAAAGAUAUCAGGACAUGAUAAAGGUUUAUAGUGGUAUUUUCCGAUUGGGGGAAGCUACAUCAACUUGGGAUGCAGAGUCACCGGUCAUCCAACGAGAGCCAUGGGAGCAUAUCAAAGAUGAGGAUAUUAGGAAGGCUGUAGCAUCUUUCAGUGGGGAGAUAUGGCAAGUUCCCCCAAUGUUCUCUGCGAUAAAAGUUGGAGGUGAAAAGCUGUACGAAAAAGCAAGGAGAGGAGAAACAAUGGAACUUUCCCCUAGAAGAAUUUCAAUUUUUGAGUUUGACAUUGAACGUAGCUUGGAUGACAGACAAAAUUUAAUCUUCAAAGUCACCUGCUCAAAAGGGACAUACAUUCGAUCACUAUGUGCAGACCUGGGAAGGGCCUUGGGGAGUUGUGCUCAUUUGAUCGCCCUUCGAAGAGAUCAAAUUGGACAAUAUUCAGCAGAUAAUGCGUGGAAUUUCGACGAACUACAAGACCAGAUAACCAAGAACUACUUGUGACAGACAUUCUACCAAGAUUUAUGCAUUCACCAGUAUCCUUUCUGCAUUCAAUACAUCAAUCUGCAUCUGUUUUGUUAAGGGCGGGUUUGGAUCCACCGAGAGUAUUGUGACUAACAAUAAGCACAACAAAUGCAAACAAGUUAUUUUCAUGAGGCCAAAUGGAGUUUAGGGACUUAUUCGCAGGGGCAUGGCUUCAAAUGGGCAUAGUAAAAUGUUGUAUAAUCAUUCCCUCACUGAUUUAAAUAAAUGUGGCUAGUGGUCAAAACAUACAGUACCCAAUUGUAGGCAUGCAGAAAGAAUUGUUUUAAUUAUACGAAUCAUGAAAUUCUGGCCAA
Messenger RNA from Amborella trichopoda, 1949 nucleotides. Its product is annotated as Pseudouridine synthase family protein. Gene Ontology annotation, biological process: mRNA pseudouridine synthesis; tRNA modification. The record is from RefSeq and is a predicted model, not a curated record. Gene Ontology annotation, cellular component: nucleus. NCBI's taxonomy places the organism in Eukaryota, Viridiplantae, Streptophyta, Magnoliopsida, Amborellales, Amborellaceae. Gene Ontology annotation, molecular function: pseudouridine synthase activity; RNA binding.